Messenger RNA from Aspergillus luchuensis, 492 nucleotides. RefSeq lists its product as uncharacterized. The coding region runs from base 1 to 492 and encodes 163 amino acids. Lineage: Eukaryota; Fungi; Ascomycota; Eurotiomycetes; Eurotiales; Aspergillaceae. The transcript has 6 exons. Gene Ontology annotation, molecular function: ATP binding; ATP-dependent chromatin remodeler activity. The record is from RefSeq and is a predicted model, not a curated record.
AUGCGCUCCGCCUCAUCCUGGCCUCGUGAUCUUAGCGGAAUUUUCGGCACCUUGGUUAUUGAUGAGGCACAUACCUUGCGAAACCGCAACACAGCUCAGUGGACUGCAGCCCAUGCAAUCAACGCGAAAUCCACGACUCUGGCGACCGCGACCCCCCUUUUCAACAGUUUUAAGGAUUUUGGCGCGCUGUACCCGUCCCUUAUCCCCUCAAGCAAUGAAUCUACGCGCUACGCCGGCUUAUCCGACAAGCCAUCUUGGGCCCCUGGAGAACCCGUCCAAGGCCAAUAUUGGUUUCGAGGAGAAGGGGCCGGGGAAAAUGCUUUGAAGCACUGGGUCCUGUAUCUUGGAUGGCAGCAGGCGCGAUACCUGCACGAGCCGAAGAACAAAAUCUCUCACGAAUCCCCUAUUUGGCGGUAUGCCCAGGCGUGCGAGGAGCUCGCGUCAAUUUAUAAAGCCUUUCAGAACAAGUUCGGCAAUUCUUCCACCGGGUAA